This is a messenger RNA of Hipposideros armiger (great roundleaf bat), 6474 nucleotides long. RefSeq names its product granule associated Rac and RHOG effector 1 (gene GARRE1). The coding region runs from base 895 to 4164 and encodes 1089 amino acids. Lineage: Eukaryota; Metazoa; Chordata; Mammalia; Chiroptera; Hipposideridae. The record is from RefSeq and is a predicted model, not a curated record. Gene Ontology annotation, biological process: Rac protein signal transduction. Gene Ontology annotation, molecular function: CCR4-NOT complex binding. The transcript is spliced from 16 exons.
CACAGCCGGUCCGGGCGGUGCGCUGCGGCCGGGGCGCUUCGCAGGAUGGGGAUAAUAGCACCUUCCUCUUUGCUGCCUGGCACCUGCUAAUUGCUCAGAAAUGACUUAGAGGCCUUACAAUUACAUCUGUGCAUUCUUGCUUCAGACUUCACAAUUGAGGGCCAACCCAGUCUGGAAGCACCUCUUAUUAAUGUUACAAGGAAACCGCUACCUCAGCAAACAGAAGGCAAGGAGGAGAAGACUUACAAUAACAAAUGCCAUUUUUUUAAAACAAAAGCUUGUUUUCAGAAAAUAUUAAAGGAAAUUUGGAAAUUUUUCGCAUUGAGAAGAAGCUUUACAGGUAAAUGGAUUUGGCAGGCAGGCUCUGUCAAAAUUCAGCAGAGGUUUGAGCUUCCUUCUUCAGGACUUAGUGUGAAGUAAUUCUGUACUACUUUUUAAAUCGCUGUUGAUCAGCUUGAGGGUUUUUGGGUUCUAACUUUUCUGGUAUAUUAAAGAUACAUUAUAUUACAUUUUUUUAAAGUUAAGUUAUUUUUCUGCCAUGGUAAAUACACGUAUCAAAAUAUUCUUGCAAAGCAAUUAUAGGUAAGCAUUUUUCUCAGCAAGCAUAUCUUUUUAUGAAGAGAGUGGAAUGCUAACAGCUCUUCUACAGCAUUUUGGACACAUAUUUUUUGUCAGAGGUCAUGCCUACACUGAAAAUAUUAACUAUAUAAACCUGUUGUCCUCCUCAUAUCUACGUUGGAUCACAUGGUCACCUGCCUCAUGGAAAUGCCUUUUUUAAAGCUUAGAUUUUCAGAACUCCACUAUUUUUAUACCUAGCUACAGUUUGGGGAAAAAAAUAAAACAGACUCAGAACCCUGACCUGCUCACGGUCACUGGGACAGUUCCCUCUCCCGUAUGUAUUGCUGCAGUGCCCAAGACAGCAAAAUGGACUACAAGCGGCGCUUCCUGCUUGGCGGGUCCAAGCAGAAGGUGCAGCAGCACCAGCAGUACCCGAUGCCCGAGCUGGGCCGAGCACUGAGUGCUCCCCUGGCAUCUACGGCCACCACUGCCCCCCUGGGCAGUCUGACUGCUGCAGGCAGCUGCCACCAUGCCAUGCCCCACUCCACUCCCAUCGCCGACAUCCAGCAGGGCAUCUCCAAGUACCUGGACGCCCUCAAUGUCUUCUGCCGUGCCAGUACUUUCCUCACAGAUCUCUUCAGCACUGUGUUCAGGAACUCUCACUACUCCAAGGCAGCCAUGCAACUGAAGGAUGUGCAGGAGCAUGUCAUGGAAGCAGCCAGUCGGCUGACUUCAGCCAUAAAGCCCGAGAUCGCCAAGAUGCUGAUGGAACUGAGUGCUGGGGCCGCAAACUUUACAGAUCAGAAGGAAUUCAGUCUCCAGGACAUUGAGGUGUUGGGGCGAUGUUUCUUGACCGUGGUGCAGGUCCAUUUCCAGUUUUUGACCCAGGCGUUACAGAAGGUCCAGCCAGUGGCUCACUCUUGCUUUGCCGAGGUAGUUGUGCCAGAAAAAAAGAACAGCAGCAGUGGCGGCAGCUUAUCUGGCAUGGGCCACACACCUGAACUGGAGGAAGCUGUGCGAUCCUGGCGGGGGGCUGCUGAGGCUACGUGUAGACUAAGAGAAAGAGGCUGUGAUGGCCGCCUGGCGGGAAUUGAAGUUCAGCAGCUCUUCUGUUCUCAAAGUGCAGCAAUUCCUGAGCACCAGCUAAAAGAACUAAACAUAAAAAUCGACAGUGCUUUGCAAGCAUAUAAAAUAGCUCUGGAAAGCUUAGGCCACUGUGAAUAUGCAAUGAAAGCUGGUUUCCACCUGAAUCCAAAGGCAAUUGAAGCCAGUUUGCAGGGCUGCUGCAGCGAGGCAGAAGCACAGCAGACAGGGCGGAGGCAGACGCCCCCACAGCCCAUGCAGUGUGAGCUGCCCACUGUCCCGGUGCAGAUCGGAUCGCACUUCCUGAAGGGUGUCUCCUUCAACGAGUCAGCCGCCGACAAUCUGAAACUUAAGACGCAUACAAUGUUACAACUGAUCAAGGAGGCAGGUUGCUAUAAUGGCAUCACACCAAGGGACGAUUUUCCUGUGACUGAAGUACUGAACCAGGUGUGCCCAUCCACAUGGCGGGGCGCCUGCAAGACUGCCGUGCAGCUGCUGUUUGGCCAGGCUGGACUGGUGGUAGUUGACACGGCACAGAUAGAAAAUAAAGAAGCCUAUGCCCCCCAAAUCAGUUUAGAAGGCUCCAGAAUCGUGGUUCAAGUCCCGUCCACAUGGUGCCUGAAAGAAGACCCCGCGACCAUGUCCCUGCUGCAGAGAAGCCUGGAUCCCGAGAAGACCCUGGGUCUGGUGGACGUGCUCUACACGGCUGUCCUGGACCUCAACCGCUGGAGGGCAGGGAGGGAACAGGCUCUACCCUGCAUACAGAUCCAGCUUCAAAGGGAGAUCUGUGAUUUUGGGAAUCAGGCUGACCUGCCUCCUGGAAAUGGAAACAAAUCUUCAGGUGGCCUGCAGAAGACAUUCUCCAAACUGACAUCCCGGUUCACCAAGAAGGCUUCAUGUACCAGCUCUAGCAGCAGCACAAAUUAUUCCAUCCUCAGUACCCCUUCCAAAAACAUCUUCAUAGCUGGGUGUUCAGAAGAGAAAGCCAAAGUGCCCAGUAAUAUCGACUCAAGGUUACAGAGCAUUUUGAACAUUGGUAAUUUCCCUAGGACUACAGACCCUUCGCAGUCAGCCCCGAGUUCCAGUAAUCAAAUGGCCAAUGGUUUUCUCACGGAGAGGCAUGACAGCUUUCUGCGAGGGGAUGACAGCAAGGAUGAGAAGGGUAUGAACUUACCCACAGACCAGGAAAUGCAGGAGGUGAUAGACUUUCUCUCGGGCUUUAAUAUGGGCCAGUCACAUCAGGGCUCUCCAUUAGUGACGAGGCGUAAUUCUGCUGCCGCAGCCAUGGUGACUGAGCAGAAGGCAGGAGUCAUGCAGCCACAGCAGCCACCACUGCCAGUGCCCCCUCCACCGCGGCCACCCCAGGCUGGGACGCACACACCUCUGACACCCCAGCCAGGCCUGGCACCCCAGCAGCAGUCCCCAAAGCAACAACAGCCCCAGGUCCAGUACUACCAACACCUGCUACAACCCAUUGGACCGCAGCAGCCCCCGCCCCAGCCUCGGGCCCCUGGGAAAUGGGUACAUGGCUCAUCCCAGCAGCUAGCACAGCCUGUUGGAGCAGGUCUGUCUCCUCUUGGCCAGUGGCCUGGCAUCUCUGAUCUCAGUUCCGACUUGUACAGCUUGGGUCUGGUGAGCAGCUAUAUGGAUAAUGUGAUGUCAGAGGUGUUGGGACAGAAGCCACAGGGACCUAGAAAUAACACGUGGCCAAACCGUGACCAAAAUGAAGGAGUCUUUGGAAUGUUGGGAGAGAUUCUGCCUUUUGAUCCUGCAGUGGGUUCAGACCCCGAGUUUGCACGCUAUGUGGCAGGAGUGAGCCAAGCAAUGCAGCAGAAGCGGCAAGUCCAACAUGGUCGCCGCCCAGGCAACCCCCGGGGACACUGGCCACCCAUGGAUGAUGCCCAUCGGACCUGGCCUUUCCCAGAGUACUUCACAGAAGGGUUUGACCUUCGUACAAGAGACAAGAGACCACUUUUUGGUUGUGAGAUGAGUACAGGGGAUGGCCUGCACAGCGGCUGGUCGGGUACUCAGGGAGACUCGGCCAGCUCGAGUGACGAGACGUCCUCCGCCAAUGGAGACAGCCUGUUCUCCAUGUUUUCAGGGCCUGACCUCGUUGCUGCUGUCAAGCAGAGAAGGAAACACAGCAGCGGAGAGCAGGAGACCAGCACACUGCCCUCACCACCUCUUCUUACCACAGUGGAGGACGUGAAUCAGGAUAACAAAACCAAAACAUGGCCACCCAAAGCACCCUGGCAACACCCUUCCCCGCUGCCCAGCACACUGCCUAGCCCAAGUGCACCACUCUAUGCAGUCGCCAGCCCUGGCAGCCAGUGGAACGACACCAUGCAGAUGCUGCAGUCCCCAGUGUGGGCUGCGACCAGCGAUUGUAGCACCGCCUCCUUCGCCUACGUGCAGAGUCCACCGCAGGCCCCACCCCCACCAGCACACAAGGCAGCAUCCAAGGGCUUCAAGGCCUUCCCCGGGAAGGCUGAGCGCAGGCCGGCCUACUUGCCCCAGUACUGACCCAGGUCAGCCCACCUGCCUGCCCAAAGCUUUUGGGGACAGUGACCCUACCCCAGGGCUGACUAGCUGGCACUAGCCCCCCAGAGGACCAGUGCACCCCUGUCCCAGGCAGGGAUCCUUGGGCAUGGGGGUGGUUGGCAGCUCUAAGUCUUUCAGGCCUGGCUUCUCACACUUUGGAGGCAUCAGAGCCCUGAAGGGCCAGCUGCAGGCUGAGGUCUCUGACCCUCCUCAGGGAAAUGCGGGGGAUCUUCGAGCUUAAUGAGCCCUUCUGGUGAUUCUGAUGCAGGUGGGCCACGGGCCACACUUUGAGAAACACAGCUCUCAAGUUUGUAGUCCCACUGUGUGUGUGUGCUGGGAAGGCAUCAGACCUGAAGGCUGAGAGCAAAACUGACCAUUCUUUUGAAACCUUCCCUUUCCCCCUCCUAAACACAUUGAGUGAUGACCACACCAAUCACUGUAUUUUAUAGCUAUUUUUCAUAUAGGUUUUUAGUUAAAACAUCUCCUGCCUAAAAUGCUUUGAGUAUUUGGAGGUUAACAAAUAUAGCAGCUGGAGGUUUGUUCAACACUAUUUUUUAUUUAAGCUUAUACAAAAUAGACAACAUAUAGACUAUUCGUGAUCAGGAGCAAUCACCUGGGUUUUCUGUGGGUGGGCAGCCCCUCAGCACCCCCGCAGCACCCAGGGGGUGCAGCCUUUACUGGAUUUACAAAAGCAGGAUCAUAAAACUGAUGUCAGAGGCAUAUUCAUGAUGGUGCAUGGAAAUGAGCCAGCUAGCUGCUGUCUGCGUGCAGGAUAAAGCUAUACCCGCUGCCCUCAGCUCCUUCCACAUAGGGCCAGGGGCUUCAGCAUGGUCUCAGAACUUCGGGGUGUGGUCAAGGGCUGCACAGAGACACCUGCACUUGGAACUGCAGUAACAUUUAUGAGCUGGCUCAAGACAAACCAGUUAAGAUAUAGGUAAGAAUUUAAAGUAUUUUCUUCAAAAGACAAAAAAGAAAAAGAAAACCACCUCAUUUUUAGUUAGCAUGUGCCAUUAAAUAGAUAACAUCCUGUGGAUUUAGGGAUAUUUUCCAGCCAGAAUGGAUCCAGAAGAAUUGAAUGGUGCUUAAAUUGAGAAAUAAUAAUAAAUAUAUCUAUAUAGAGUAGACAUAUCCCACUGUAUAUUAAUUGAGGUUACAGAAGUUCUUUAUAUAAAACUUAUUUAAAUUUUUCAUAUUUCAUCUUUGAAAAAGUCUAAUUGAGAAAAAUCCAUAAUAUUUUCUGGUAUGAAAGUUUGACAGUAUUAAUAUUUUUUUUAUAUUUUCUUAAAUCAUUAAACCAUUUUAAUAUAUGUUAACUACUAAUAAAUGGUUUAUUCUUUCUAACUCCAUAUAAGCUUUUCCAGCAAAGAUUGUAAUAACACAUUUAUGUUCUCAUUUUUCUACGGACAUAAGUAAAUUUAUAUUUAAAAAUACCAAAAAGAAAAAAAAUAUAUAUAUAUAUGUAUACACACUAAUUAUAAAGGACCCUUAGGGUGUCUGAGCCCAGCCAUCUGAAUUUUCAGUACUGUGUUGCCAGGCUGUUUCCAGGCCUCGGGUGUUGUCUUGUGCUGUGUGGGGAUGCCAUUGCUGCCUGUGCUUAUGAUCCUUUCACCGUGGGUUCUAAACAUUCACCUCACCAUGUUUACAGAGAACUAUUUUGUACAUAGACUUGUUCAGGCACGUGCUUUGCACCAACCCUGCGUGGCUCUUGUCCGUGUUCGAUGUCACAGUGUGUGCACUAAUCUCUGUUGAAGUUGUCCGUGGCUGUUUGACUUGUAAGAUAGUUUUCUAUUUCCUUCAGUAACGUGUUCACAGUACCCUGUAUUUCCAGUUCUAUUAGACUGAAGUACUCUUGUUUUAAUAGUGCCUCCCCAAGACCUCACCCUGGUCAGAGGUCCGUCCUUGAUGCCCCAGUGCAGCUGACAUCAACAUUGCUCAUCGUCCCUUUCUAGUCUGUUUUUCUUAAGACGUUUUGUAAUUGCAUCUCCAUGGGCUGUGAGACUGUGUGAAGUUGUUUGUGUGUGGUCUCCUGGUAGGUGCUGUGUUCUCAGUACCACCUUGCUCUGAACACUGGUAAUUCCAGGUGCUGCGCUUGGCAAUCGUCUCGCCAAAGCGCAUGUGUGUGAGUGUGUGUGUCCGUUGCGUGGCCGGGCGUGGCUGCCUUGCUCAGGCAUCAGCAGGACACCGUGUGAAUAGUUACAACGCUUCCAAACUGGAACUAUACGUUUUGUAUCUUUUAAAGCUCCUAUAAGUAAAAUAACUAUUGGCUUUAUUAAAAAUAUACAUUUAAUAAUA